AGUGCGCAGAGCUGGCGUCCUCCAUGCGGACCGCCUCCAAGGCAAUCAGCUAGCUUACCAAGCAAUGAUCAAGCAAAAGAUGAAAGCAAAUGGUGGCGAAUGUUCGAAGACCGGGGAAGGAAAUGCAUUAGAUAUGUCGGAGAUAUAUGAGUUUGAACGGCUUGGAUAACAUCAGACCUGGCGAGAGAGCAAGAUGCCCAGAUACACUGCCGUCGCUGGCGGUCUUAUGAGGUGGCUGCAGUAUGUUAUUCCAAGUAGUUGCGGGCGGAACGCAGAGUCCUCAAUGACGUACAGCGCUGCCAGCACCACAACAUUCCGAAUCAGGGUGUUGCCGCAGCUUGCAGCGGCACGGUAUCAGGCUAUCGUUGUGGACCGUUUCAGCGCGCAUGUCGUAUAUGCUUACAGAAUGCCUACGAUCUUCUGAGCAGUCUCCAGCAAGAUGGACAAGACCGCCACCGGCAGAAUGAGCGCCAAUAUUGCUAGUUUCAUUCGUAUUACCGCUGCACCAAGAAUUGACGGAUAAGCAUGCGACUGCAGCCAAGGUGACGCCAUCGAUAUCGAC
This is a messenger RNA of Baudoinia panamericana UAMH 10762, 562 nucleotides long. RefSeq lists its product as uncharacterized. NCBI's taxonomy places the organism in Eukaryota, Fungi, Ascomycota, Dothideomycetes, Mycosphaerellales, Teratosphaeriaceae. The transcript has a single exon. The record is from RefSeq and is a predicted model, not a curated record. The coding region runs from base 194 to 424 and encodes 76 amino acids.